Messenger RNA from Salvelinus fontinalis (brook trout), 3967 nucleotides. Its product is annotated as PR domain zinc finger protein 1-like. Gene Ontology annotation, cellular component: nucleus; cytoplasm. Lineage: Eukaryota; Metazoa; Chordata; Actinopteri; Salmoniformes; Salmonidae. The transcript is spliced from 7 exons. The record is from RefSeq and is a predicted model, not a curated record. Gene Ontology annotation, molecular function: histone deacetylase binding; RNA polymerase II cis-regulatory region sequence-specific DNA binding; DNA-binding transcription repressor activity, RNA polymerase II-specific. Bases 385 to 2601 code for a protein of 738 amino acids. Gene Ontology annotation, biological process: cell fate commitment; regulation of transcription by RNA polymerase II.
GUCAAAAGUGUACAUUCAUGCCAUUGUCCAAAGCCACCAGUUUUGUGUCAGUUGGCGCACGUCCAAACUAAUCUUCUCAGUCACAUGGCCAACGGCAGCUUCUCAUUGGAUGAGAGGACGGGGUAAAAAGCCUGGCCCAACGGUGUCUCGGGAGUUUUGGUGUCAGAGGCAAAGUGGGCACGGCACGGAUACCCAAAGGUUGUUACAGGGAGGAAUUCCUGGAAAAACAAAGAGAGAGUGACACGGGAAGUAGUGGAAGAGAAGUAAAAGAGAGGAAGUGAUGACCUAAGCGAAGAGAUGAUGAUCCCACAACUAAAUGUCUAACAAGCUCUAGCUUUAACCAACAUACCUAAAGAAGAGGGUCCAGCCCUUAAAGUGAACCAAAUGAUCACCAAAGUAACGCCAUACCAAACCAAGUCCAGCGAGGGAGAGAAAAUCAACACAGAGAGCAUCAAGAUGAAGCUGGAGACAGCCCCAGAUAUGAGUGAGUGGCAAGAGGACGACUUUGCCCUCAACUGUACCUACAUUGUCCCUGACCAGGUGUCAGACCCCAGCAUUGGCGUGCCUAAAGCCAUGACGUCCAUACCCCGCAACCUCACCUUUGAGUACAACACAGAGAAUGAGGUGACAGGUGUUUUCAGCAAAGAGUACAUUCCCCAAGGCACUCGCUUCGGGCCUCUGCAAGGUGACAUCCACAACAAAGACAACGUCCCCAAACAGGCCAACAGGAAAUACUUCUGGAGGAUCUAUAACAGGGGGAGGCUACACCACUUCAUCGACGGCUAUGACGUGCGGAGCAGCAACUGGAUGCGCUACGUCAACCCGGCGCGCUCGCUGUCCGAACAGAACCUGGUGGCGUGUCAGAAUGGACCCGACGUCUACUUCUACACCAUCCGGCCUGUGGAGGCCAAUCAGGAGCUGCUGGUGUGGUACAGCCAAGAGUUCGCCCAGAGACUGUGCAGCCAACCGGGAGACGAGCUCAAACAAAAACACAUAUGCGGAGAUGUCAGAGGAUCUGAGUUCACCAAACAACACCGACCUCAGCCGACCUGGCUCCUGGAAAAGAAGGACGAAAUGAAGGACGAGAGAGAAGAUGAAGGAGAGGAGAGAAUCGACGUAGAGGUGCUGGAGAGAGACACUCCACCCGAUACGCCAGACGACCAAAUCAUGGACUUCAGCCAGAAGAUGGAGAAGGAGGAGGUGACCCAGGACCACCGGGGAGCCACACCCUCUCCUCAACCCAACCAGAGAGAGCCCAAUCUGGCAUCUCACGUCUACGGUUUCCCUGAGCACCACCCUACUGCCCCCUCCCUGCACCGUGACCUCCCCCUCCACCUCCACGGGCUCUACAGCCACAGAGAGGGCCUAGUGUCCUCCUACCCACUCUACUACCCCUCCAGACCCCUUCAAUCCACCCAUCAGCUUCUCCCCACAUACAGCAGGCCCCACUACCCCCACCUCCUCCCCCAGUACUCCCCACCAUUCCCUGGGAUGCUCCCCUCCAGAGGCCCCCUGCAGCACAGUAGCUACCUGGGUAGCGAUGGACUUCCAUACCCCUCCAUGACCUACCAGCCUGGUCUGCUCCCAGUGCCUCUACCCUACCCCGGAGCUACUCAGGGAGAGCUGAAGGAGAGGACCCCAAAUAUGUCACCUCCUCAUGGAGCCCCAGCCACCCCAGAGCUCUCCCCCCUGCCCAAGCAAGAGCACCAGACACCCCUGCACUCACCCUCUGGCUGUGAAGAGGCCAUGAACCUCAGCCUGGCCAUGCCAAAGAGCAGCCCCUCACCGCCCGCUGCCCCUCGGUACAAAUCCCAACCCUACCCCCUGAAGAAACAGAACGGCAAGAUCAAGUACGAGUGCAACGUCUGCCUCAAGACUUUCGGACAGCUGUCCAACCUCAAGGUGCAUCUGAGAGUUCACAGUGGAGAGAGGCCCUUCCAGUGUCACCUCUGUCAGAAGAGCUUCACCCAGCUAGCCCACCUGCAGAAGCACCACCUGGUCCACACAGGAGAGAAACCACACGAGUGCACGGUGUGUGACAAGCGCUUCAGCAGCACCAGCAACCUCAAGACCCACCUGCGACUCCACUCAGGUGAGAAGCCCUACGAGUGCAAGCUGUGUAGCACCAAGUUCACCCAGUACAUUCACCUCAAGCUGCACCGACGUCUGCACAGCGCCUACGACCGCCCCUACCACUGCCCGCUCUGCGCCCACGCCUUCCUCCACCGCUUCUCGUUGCGCAUCCACCAGCGCAGCUGCUGCCCCGCUUCCCAGGCCAGCGCUAACCCCCAUGCCCACGCCCACAUCUGCGAUCUGGUUGAGCGCUUUGACACCAGCCCCGAGGCGGACACGCUGCCUGAAGGGGCAGGGCCGGCCCAGGUGGAAGCUGCAGUGGAGCGCUGGGUGGCCCGGAGCUUGGAAGGGCGAGACGGCAAGGAUGACCAGAGUGAAGCCACCCUGCUGCUCAAGGCCCUCACGGCGGCCAUUAACACCCCAGCUCCUCCCACCACCUCGUCUCAAAGCCCUACUUCAGCCCAUCAGGAGAGGGCUAGCGUGGUACGCCUCUACAACCGGCCAAUGGUGAAGAUGCAAGGGCAGUAGGGCAAAGUGGAGGGACCCUUGUGGGGAGGGAAUAAGAGACAUUUUUAGCGUCUACCUCCUGAAAGAAGGCCAUUUACUGUUGCAAAGCCAGAGAACAAUCGAUAAAGUUGUCGCCAAAAAAAAGUAUUUCCCCAAGGGGAAGAGAGACUAUUAAAAGCCAAUGAGAAAGCCGCACCAAAACAAAGACCAUUCCAAAGACAUGGUGUUUUCUUAUUAGCAGUGAAGUGCUCGCAACUGUUUUCACUCAGGUUUACACUCAGGUUUACAUGGGAUGUGUGAAAGAGUUUGCUGUACCCUGUGCUUGUCAGCUAUAUUUGUUCAGUUGAGUGAUUCUUUGAAUUGUUUGCGUAAUGUUACAUGUCUUGAUACUUCCAAGGAGGCUUAUUCCUUGGAAAACCACUGGACCAUUGCCAGGAACUACUAAUGGGAUAUUUCAUGUUUUAUUAGUGGACAAGUCUUUGUGUGUAUUUAUUUAUUUUUGCUCAAAGGGCGGACCAGGGAUCUUGAAACUAUGUGAAUGUAUUUGCCAAAAAACAACAAGAAUCAAAGACAAUAUGAGGAUAAACGGGUCUAACUUAUGUAGCAUAACUAUUUUUUUUACUUAAAUGGUGUAUUCUAAUGUAAUGUAGCAAAAUGGAGAAAAAAAAGCAAACUUAAAGUAGUCAGAUUGUUAUAAUGUUCCGGUUCGACGCAAAUAGCUUCUCAGGACUUCCUGUGAGUCAUCUAGCGAUGUAUUGGAGGUGCAUACUUGUGCACAGAAACUUGCAAAAAAAAAAAAAAAAACGUUUGUUUUAUCCAUUUUUUUUCUUUGUAUUUUUGUCUGUUAAAACAGGUUAAGACAAUGCAUUUGUAUUUGUAAGACAUUUUCAACAGUUCUGUUCUGUUUUUUUCCCCCAUUGUGUUCCUGAAUAUAUACUGAUAUAGCAUUGUGUUUCUAGCUAUUUCUCUUUGAUUCAGUUGUUAUCUACCGACUGUCGAUAAAGCUUUAUUUCAUUCGUCCUCUAUACUGGUGGUAGAUGUGAGCCAGAACCAAAUGUACUGUAGUCUGUAUUGCACAUACCCCUUUACUCAGUCUGCUCCAAGUAUUACUGUGUAUAUGCUCAGGUGAAUGGCUCUAGUCUUUUGUAUUUUACCAAAACUAUCGACACAAGUACCACUAGCACUGUAAAAAGCCUGGAACUAGAUCCAUGUGCACCUAGGUUUUUUUUUACCUCAAACAAAAAUGGUGGAACAGUUCUAACAUUGUUACUACUCUGAGUCGUGAAUAGAUUUUUUUUAUAUAUACAUAUUUGUAGUUUUUGUACAGUAUUUUGAUGAUACUUUUAUAGUAAAUGUCUCACAUUAAACAUAUUGUUUCUCAAAAUUG